CCCUACCUCCCUCCGCGACUCCCUCCCUCUUUUUUUUCUUUUACUUUUUAUUUUACCAGAGGCUUUCUUGCUCUGAGAGUUGCGUGUUGUAAGUUGGAACGAGGAAGCAGAGAAAGAAAGCCGAGCUGCUGCUGCUGCUGCUGCCACACUUUUAUUCUUCUCCUCAGUCUGCGGGUGCUGAAAAUUAAAUCAUGGUGGCUGACAACCUCAAAGUGAACUGUGACCCUUCGGGGCCAAUUAUGCCUGUCCGGCCCCGGGGCCUCUUCCACAGCAUCAAGUUCUUCGUGUUUUGCCACAGUUUGCUGCAGUUGGCCCAGCUGUUGGUGUCAGGCUACAUGAAGAGCUCCAUCUCCACCAUCGAGCGGCGCUACGGCCUCUCCAGCCAGAAGUCUGGGAUCCUGGCUGCCUUCAACGAGGUGGGGAACACCAUCCUCAUCGUCUUUGUGAGUUUCUUUGGCAGUCGAGUUCACCGGCCACGCUACAUCGGAGGCGGAGCUCUGCUGGCGUGCCUGGCCUCGCUGCUGAUGGCGAUGCCACACUUCCUGAGUGGAAAGUACGACUACACGGACCGCAUCAGCUCUUCUAGUGACAACAGCUUCGGUCUCUGCGGCGUCUCCACUAUCUCCUCGUCCUCCAAUCAGACCUGCAAGGGGCAGGACACCCCCGCCCAGCAGGUGGUGUAUCCUCUGCUGCUUCUAGGUCAGCUCCUGCUGGGCAUUGGUGCCGUCCCCAUCCAGCCCUUCGGCAUCUCCUACAUCGAUGACUACGCCAGCAAGAAGAACUCUCCACUUUACCUGGGCAUCCUCCUCGCCGUGACCUCCAUCGGCCCGGCCUUCGGCUUCAUCACUGGCUCCUUCAUGCUGCGCUACUACGUUGACUUCGAUAAACUGUCAAAGGAUGAGAUCAAGUUGGAAUCCACAGACCUGCGGUGGGUGGGCGCCUGGUGGCUCGGCUUCCUGGUGGCCUCCUGCCUCCUCUUCCUCACGGCGCUGCCUUAUCUCUUCUUUCCCAGAAAUAUGCCCAAAGAGGAUGGCGCAGAUGACGUAGAGUCUAGACCGGACGUUAAUAAGCAGCAGACAAACCCGCUCCAGGAACUCACCCUUCUUCAGUUCCUCAAAAGUUUUCCUCGUAUCGCUCUGCGGACCCUGCGAAGUCCCAUCUACCUGCUGGUGGUCCUGGCGCAGGUGAACCUGGCGGCGCUGCUGUCCGGCCUCGCCACUUUCAUGGCCAAGUUCAUCGAGAAACAGUUUAGCCAGACAGUCUCAUUCUCCACAAUGAUGAUAGGUGGAGUUGGGAUCCCGCUGGCAGUGCUGGGGACCGUCCUGGGUGGAGUCUUGAUGCGAAGGUUUAACCUUUCAGUCAGAGGUGCCAGUAAGUUGUGCACCGUCGCCAUCUUCCUCUGCAUGCUGUCCGCCCUGCCGAUGCUGCUCAUUGGCUGCCCCACCCAGACGGUCUCCGGAGUCUUUCCUCACAGCAGCCAAGAGCCUUCGUGCAAUUCUGGCUGUCGAUGUCCUCAGGAGGCUUUUAACCCGGUCUGUGGUUCAGAUGGCGUCGAGUUCAAGUCUCCGUGUCACGCUGGAUGUUCCUCGGUGGAGAAUGACACCAGCGGCAAAGUCACAAACUACACCAACUGUCGAUGUGUCGGCAACGCCAGCUUCGCUCGUCCUGGGACCUGUGGAAGUGGCUGUUCCCACCUCCUGCUGCCCUUCAUGGUUCUACUGGGUCUCACCAGCUUCAUCGCUGCCUUCUCCCAAACCCCGUCAUACAUGAUGAUUCUCAGGACGGUGCCCACUGAGGACAAGUCUUUUGCGGUGGGAGUCCAGUACAUGCUGUUCAGAGUCCUCGCGUUCAUGCCCGGCCCGGUGCUCUACGGCAGCGUCAUCGACACAACCUGCCUCCUCUGGGGCAAGAAGUGCGGUAAAGCAACUUCUUGUCACUACUACAACUUGAACGGCUUCAGACAGAGGUUUCUGGGCCUACAGGUGGUCUUUGUGUGCGGAGGGCUGCUCUGCUUCCUGCUGACCAUGGUCGUCCUGCGGCGGAGGGCCGGACGUGAGGAACCGGAAAACAGAGGCGGGUACGAGCUGGUGGACGGAGAGAAGACGGCGGAGAGCAGCAAAGAAAAAGAAGCUCAGGGCAUCAAGACCUGAGGAGACAAGGCCAGAGGGCGAAAGCGAAAGAUGGAAUCGAGAGGCAGAACCAGGGGGAGGAAGGUCAGAAGCUUCUUAACGAUAUAAGGAAGCAAUGAGAGCUUCUCCUGGCUGUCAUGUAAAGGACCAGUCUGCCUGUAUAAUGAGGCAACAACACGUUUUCAUAUUGUUUUGUUUGCUACUCUUUAUGCUUAGCUCACAUUUCCAGUGCGAUCAACCACAUUUUGUCUGUAGAUGGAUUGGUUCCAAACUGAUCCUCGAACUUUUAAACAGUAAGUUCCUCUGAGUUUUAAAGCUUUGUUGAACAAGGCAACAAAGACGAGAUGAGCUCAGAGAAGAGAAUAAAUCCGUCCAACCUCGUCCUACAUGUAAAUACAGGCAUUACUGAUUUCACGUCUCUCCACCUCCUUCAGUGCAGCUGAUUCAAAGCUGGUAAUGUACUAUAAUGCAUCCGAGGCUGAAAGGAGGACCUUCCAUUCUGACAAGUUAGCAGUGUUAGCUAACAUUUAUAAUAUGUGCUACCAACUAAGGAGCUGGAAUGUGGAUGACGGCUUUUAAAACCCUUUCAGUGACUGAAGCUUCUGCACAGUUCACUGUUUCCAAACACAAAUCCUCAAUUUGCUCAAAUCUGGUGCUAACGUUCAAUAAGCUGCAGUUCCUCCAAACUCCACUAGAUGAUGCUCAAAAGAACAACGUUAAAGUGAAGUGUCCUCUGCAAAUACAUGUAUGUCAGUUCUCUUUGACCAGGGCUGUGGGUAGAUUAGUAAUCAGUCCUCAAGGUAACUACAAAUAGAGAAGAUCAUCUAGAAGAAUGAUUAUAAUGGGUUGAAGACUCAAACAGCUACAAACAGACACAGAAUUACCACAAAGACACUUUGUAGCUUCUUCCAAAAUAUGUAUAGUCUUCAUCACGCCCACAUAGAGACACCAAAUGAUAUGGACACAGCUGACAACAAAGAGACAAAAACACCAGAUUACUUCAGAUAAGUGCAGAAACACAAAUAAAAAUAAGACAAAGACACAUAAUCUACCGACAGUAUGUUUUGACUCUUUCAUUUGAGGGGUCUCCUCCCUGUGUAGGUGGGGACUUUUAUAGGGACCCGGGGAUAUAAAGGAUUAUAUUAAACAUUUACUAGUUUGACCACUGUGUUUUCCCGUCAUAUGCUGCAUGUAUUCACCUGAAAGCAAUAUUAUUUUUAUACAGAAAGUGUAUCUAGGUGUAUUUUAAUAGAUCUGAAUUCAUUUAUGGGGUUAAUCGAUUUCUGGGCAGUUUCAGUGCUGCAUAGAUAAAGUCUUUAACAUGUGUGAUUUAUUUUUGUCUUGUGAAGAUUCAAAGAAAACACUUUCUAAGUUUUUUACAGUUAAUUUUUACAUAUUUUUAUUUUUUGUGAUUUCUGGUUUCUAAUUAAGUGAAAGGGGAGGAAUGUGAAGUGCUAUUUGAGCUGAGUAAGCUAACGGGCUAACAAGCGUUGUUUAUUCACUGGGCUGUGGUUUUUUGUUUUCUCCACCUCUUACAAACUGUGAGUGUCAAACUCUGAGCCGGUCUGUGAAGCUGAAUAAACCUGAACAAAGAAGAUCCCUCUGAUGUUAGGAUGUGAAAACUGUUUCUUUUUUGUCCUGUGAAUCUUCAUUUCAUUCUGUAAAAUAUCAUGUGAAACAUUUUCUGUCACGUCAGCAGCAGAGACUCCGUUCAGACCUGGAAUUAACAUCCAUUCUGAUGAAGUCCACGUGUGAACACUGAUCUGGUCUCAGUCCACAUGUGGAGGCGGUCUGGGACCCAUGUGACUUUGGUUAGUGAAAUAAACAGAAAUAAAGAACUUAACGUGUGACAUAGGAUCACUCAGGGCAGGUUUUAUUACCAGGUCUGAGGGUCAGGAUCAGAUCUAGGACGCUUUCAGAGACACAUUUUACUACCAGGUGUGAACUCAGGUGUUUAAAGCUGCGAUCAGAUUGAUGUUAAUGUGAGGUCUAAACGUGGUUUAUUUGUGUGUGUUUGCUUCCUGUGGUUUUUCAUGGUGUUUAUUUUUUACUCCUCAUUAAAGUUAAUCCCACAGA
Molecule: messenger RNA, 4205 nt
Organism: Mugil cephalus (flathead mullet)
Lineage: Eukaryota; Metazoa; Chordata; Actinopteri; Mugiliformes; Mugilidae
Gene: slco2b1
Product: solute carrier organic anion transporter family, member 2B1
Exons: 15
Coding region: 192-2150 (652 amino acids)
Biological process (GO): sodium-independent organic anion transport; transmembrane transport; bile acid and bile salt transport
Cellular component (GO): membrane
Molecular function (GO): protein binding; bile acid transmembrane transporter activity
Source: RefSeq, a predicted model, not a curated record